This is a messenger RNA of Erinaceus europaeus (western European hedgehog), 621 nucleotides long. Its product is annotated as histone H2A.Z. Bases 156 to 542 code for a protein of 128 amino acids. Gene Ontology annotation, cellular component: nucleosome. Gene Ontology annotation, molecular function: protein heterodimerization activity; DNA binding; structural constituent of chromatin. NCBI's taxonomy places the organism in Eukaryota, Metazoa, Chordata, Mammalia, Eulipotyphla, Erinaceidae. The transcript has 5 exons. The record is from RefSeq and is a predicted model, not a curated record.
CGCGGUUCCCGGAUGAGGCCGAUUCUGCGGUAUAAAGCGCGCGGGGAAGGCGGGAGCCGGCGCAGUUUGAAUCGCGGGCCGGCGGGUGAGUGGGCGCUGGGUCCCGAGGCUCCGGUGAGGCUCCGAUCCGCGUUGGUGUGCUGUUUGCGGGCGCGAUGGCCGGCGGCAAGGCGGGCAAGGACUCCGGAAAGGCCAAGACAAAGGCGGUUUCCCGCUCGCAGAGGGCCGGCCUGCAGUUCCCGGUGGGCCGCAUCCACCGGCACCUCAAGUCGCGGACCACCAGCCACGGGCGCGUGGGCGCCACGGCCGCCGUGUACAGCGCGGCCAUCCUGGAGUACCUCACGGCGGAGGUGCUGGAGCUGGCGGGCAACGCGUCCAAGGACCUGAAGGUGAAGCGCAUCACCCCGCGCCACCUGCAGCUGGCCAUCCGCGGCGACGAGGAGCUCGACUCGCUCAUCAAGGCCACGAUCGCGGGCGGCGGUGUCAUCCCGCACAUCCACAAGUCGCUGAUCGGGAAGAAGGGGCAGCAGAAGACGGUGUGAGGCGGGCGGCGACCGCGCCGGGCCCCGGACUGUGUCUGCGGGACGCCUUCCUUGGUCGCGCCCCCGGACCCGCGCCGCG